AUUUGGGCUCAUUUCCUUCUUGGUCGAACCGCUGUUCAAUUUACCGGCGUUUUCCAGCACGCAUCAUCUGUGAGUAAGAAAGGCAAAUCGGAGACAUUUUUGGAUGUAAAUCACUGGAUUAUAGAAACAGGAAACCUUAUACUACAUACGAGAGGCCAGCGGUGUCAUCGGAAAGCCCUAAACGGGAUCAGUCCAGACCGAAUAGCCUACGUGGAUAGUGGCUGUCAGCAUCCAACUACCGAGAGACUGUGUGAAACGAGAGCAGUUGACUACAGUAGAAGAAACAAGGCAAGAACAAUUAUCUGCGAUUUUGAAAAUUGUUGGACUGCCCAGGAGCGUUCGAAACGGCACAGACAUUGUUACGCAAAUAAGAAAAAAGUUGUAUAGCUCAAGGAUUGAGAUCAAACGUUUAUGACGAGGAUAGUCGGGUAAAACAAAAGUGUAGAACUGAUCGCUAGCCUACUGUAGCUGGUUACGUUUUGUAUGAGCGGUGUGCUGCAUUUGUGCUAGCUAGCAUUUAAUUCAUUGGUCUGACGUUUGAUACAUUGUUGGAACCACAUGAUGCAACAGCAGCGAUCGUUCGUCUCCCCUCUGCUCAGUGGUGUCUUCUGUCAGUGUACCCCAGAAGAUAUCUCCUCGGGUUCGGACCCCGGUGGGGGAGUUGAUUCCGCUUCUGUGACCCCACCUAAGUUCUGGGACUGCCCGACCGGAGCCAGAACGUGCGAAUUGUCGCGUCCCUGUGGCAGCGCGCACUGCAGCGAAGCGGACCAAGAGCACAGACUCAAAGUACUUUUCCAAAUCUUGGACGUCAAUAAGGAUGGUGGCAUCUGCGUCAACGACCUGACAAUCGGACUGAAAAAACUUGGCGUUCAUCGCACCGAGAAUGAACUCAUGAAAGUAGUGAAGGCGGGAGACAAGGAUCUGGAUGGCCAGCUGGACUUUGAGGAAUUUGUCCACUACCUGCGAGACCACGAGAAGAAGCUGCGUCUGGUGUUCAAGAGCCUGGACAGGAAGAACGAUGGUUGCAUCGACUCGCAGGAGAUCAUGCAGUCGCUGCGAGACCUGGGCGUUAGCAUCUCCGAGCAGCAGGCCCAGAAGAUCCUAAACAGAAUAAGGAAGGGCCAAGUUUGGGCCCCUAUUGCUUACAUGGAUAAGAACGGGACGAUGACCAUCGACUGGACGGAGUGGAGAGACUACCACCUCAUGCACCCGGCCGACAACAUUCCCGAGAUCAUCCUGUACUGGAAACACUCCACGAUAUUCGAUGUGGGCGAGAGCAUGCUGGUGCCGGACGAGUUCACGGCGGAGGAGAGGAAGACGGGGGUGUGGUGGCGCCACCUGGUGGCGGGCGGGGGAGCGGGAGCGGUGUCGCGCACCUGCACUGCCCCGCUGGACCGCCUCAAAGUACUGAUGCAGGUGCACGCGUCGCGUAGCAACAGCAUGAGCAUGGCUGGCGGCUUCGCCAACAUGAUCAAAGAGGGCGGAAUGAGGUCACUGUGGCGAGGGAACGGGAUGAACGUCAUCAAAAUUGCGCCUGAAUCCGCCAUAAAGUUCAUGGCAUACGAGCAGAUUAAGUGGCUGAUAGGCAGUGAUCAGGAGGCUCUGGGGAUUCUGGAGCGCCUGGUUGCCGGUUCCCUGGCGGGAGCCAUCGCCCAGAGCAGCAUCUACCCCAUGGAGGUUCUGAAGACCCGCCUGGCCCUGCGGAGGACGGGGCAGUACGGGGGCAUCGUGGACUGUGCCAGGCACAUCCUCAGGAAGGAGGGGAUGGCAGCAUUCUAUAAGGGCUACGUCCCCAACAUGCUGGGCAUCAUCCCAUACGCGGGCAUCGACCUGGCUGUGUAUGAGACGCUGAAGAACGCCUGGCUGCAGCGGUACGCCACGGACAGCGCUGACCCCGGCGUGUUCGUGCUGCUGGCCUGCGGCACCACGUCCAGCACCUGCGGCCAGCUGGCCUCGUACCCGCUGGCCCUGGUGCGCACGCGCAUGCAGGCCCAAGCCACCCAGGAGGGGGGCCCCCAGAUGACCAUGUCGGGGCUCUUCAGGCACAUCGUCCAAACGGAGGGGCCCACGGGGCUCUACAGGGGCCUGGCCCCCAACUUCAUGAAGGUCAUCCCGGCUGUCAGCAUCAGCUACGUGGUCUACGAGCACCUCAAAACCAGCCUGGGGGUGCAGUCGCGGUGAGGAGGGUAGAGAGGGGAGGAGAGGUUCCACAGUGACCAAAAAAAAAACACUGAAGACUGUCGGUGGGGGAGGGGGACAAUCUAAGGGCGCCGCUGAGACGCCUGCGGACUUUUGCACAAUCGUCCCAUUCUAUGAAUGUGUGAUGGCUGAACGGGGGGAAGCAAAGGGGUAGAGGAGUGCACUAGUGAACAAAACCUGAGACUGGUCUCUGGCUGUGACUGUCGGCGGGGACAAGGGGACGAAUGCUUCUCUCACCAAUAUUUAAUUUAACUUUAUUAUAAUUAUUAUUUUUAUCACUGUCAUUAGUUUUAAUGUUUAAGAGAGGCACUUCAGAGUAAUUCAUUCAACACCCCCCCCCCCCCCCCCCCUUUUCCACAAGCUAUAAAUCUAACAGCUUUAUCAAAUGGCCGUACUGAUGGUCUUUGGGUAGACUGUCACGCAGCAUUAAGGGACCACGGACGUGUGUUCGGCUGCCUGCUGUGCUGCGCUCGUGGCGGCGGAGUGAUGGUGCCCUGAGCUGCCUGCCGCUGGCUUCCAGGAGCAGGAAACACUUGGGUGCUCAUGCAGUCCAGCAGGGGGCAGUGUCUGUCCAGCUGCUGCGGGUUCUACAAAGAAACUUGGUCCGUGCAACGAAAACAACCCGUAAUGUGACAAGGGCUCCUCGGUUGUCGGUUUUGCGCGCGGCAAAUUCAUCCUGGAUUAAGAUAUUACUUUUUAUUUAAUAGCAUCAAUGCUACUUUAACAAUUCUUAGAUUUUUUUAAUUUGUGCACUGGAGAAACAUUUUACGUCAUAGUCUAAAUCUCCAUUGUGGCUGCUUAAGGAGUCGCCCGUUUGUUAAUAGUGCUUUAUUUUCCCAUUUUAAAUUUAGUUUAAACGGAUGGAUGUUCCACCUCCGUUUAUUCUGUUUUUAAUUUAACUCCGAUUCUGAAGAAACGCCUUAUCUGUGUAAAAUGUCAAAAUGUCAUCUCGAACAAAUGGGGAGGGCUAUUCUGUAAGUGCUACUCUAAAUUAUUUUUGUAUGCUGACCAGAUAUUUAUUUUAUGGUGGCCUCAUUAUGAGAUGGGCUAUGUAAAGAGUAUAUUUGCAGCAUUCGACUUUGUUACAAAAAAAUGAUCCGUGAUUCAGUUCAGUGUAACAUACGUUAUGCAACUGGUCCCUUCUGGAAUGAGUCGUUUUCAAGUGAACGUUUUUGCAUAACUGUUUUCCAAAGUCUUGGUGAGGUGGCGUUUAUGGGUUAGCGGCGGGACAGAAAUAUGGGAUCCCGUGACGAAAGCACUACACUGGGAUAGCACACCCAUGUAUCUCUUCCAAAUGUACAUGUCUCGACGAUUAACUCUUAAGCACUUUAAAAUAUAUCUCCUUUGACAACACUUGAAUUUAUUAUUUUUAUUUUUUUUAAUAUACAUAUAGAUCAGGAUUUGAUGAUGCAUUGUUUUGUAGGUGCUUGGAAAUAUUAUUUGCGCACUCGUGUCAGUUCUCGCCAUCAUUUUAACGGUGCUUGUAUAGUGACAAGUUGAUGUGUAUGGCUUUGCUGUAUCGUUUUCUUUUACGCCUCGUCUAGUCCGGUCAGGAUAAAGGGUCUAUCUUUGUCCACGCUUCCCCGGUCACGUGGGCGUUCGGUACUGGAAUUUUUAAACAGGGAGUUCGGUAAAAACGACUCUGAUCCCUUGACUUGAAGCACGGAUUCUAUAGAUCCUGUAUAUAUGUAUAUAUAUCUUACAAUGAAGUGUAGUCUAUAGAAUCUUUGGCUGAAGCGCAGCUGUUGCCUUAAUUCGUGCGAGACGUUGGACUGCUUUGUGUCUUCGGCUGGCAGGAGAUGCAGAGGAAGGGGGCGCGUCGCUCGGGUGUUUCUCUUCGGUCUUUUAUUCUCAGGGAGAAUUCAGAGGGGGAAAAGGGAAUGCACGAGGGAAUUGCACUUGGAUUUUUUUUCCUAUAGCGCCCCCGUUCUCGCCACGUCCUUGCAGUCUGGCGUUCUUGUUUUGGCUACUCGUUCAGGUUUUGUUUAGUUAUUCCACUUUCCACCAGCUUGUCCCUUCUCUGUUUUUGAUGCCGGUAAAGUAUUUAUUACGGAUGACUUGUAUGCACUCAUACUUUGUGAUGGGCUACAGCAAAUAUUUGGAGGCGUUCCAUUUCUGUGCUAUAUUUGCGCACCUGCAUCAGAAGCGGGGAGACGUUAAUGCAUUCGUUUUUUAAACCUAGAACUGGCUGCGAAGACUUAUGCCAGUAGCGCCAUGCUCCCAGGUAGAAUGCCACAUUUCAGAACCGUCUGAAAAUAUUACGCCUUACUGUCGAAAUAAUGUUCGGCUGUGCUGCCUGUCUUAACGCUUACAUGAACUGUGACGUGUAGAGCAUAUUCCACUUCACCGGAAAACUAAGAUGUAAACUGAAUAUUUUAACUCGGAAAUCAUAAUCCGCAUUUGCUGAUGCUUUGAAAUUCAGUUGUUUGUGUAGCAAUGACAUAUCUGUUCCGAAGAGAGUGAUAGGCUAUACAUAUAUAUAUUUUUAAAUGAGAAUGUUGCAAGUGAGUCUUGGCGCAAAGAUCAAUGCAAAAAAAAAUUAUAAAAUAAUAAUAAAAAAUAAAAUGGUUAUUGAAGCAAA
Messenger RNA from Anguilla anguilla (European eel), 4780 nucleotides. RefSeq names its product solute carrier family 25 member 25b (gene slc25a25b). Gene Ontology annotation, cellular component: mitochondrial inner membrane. The transcript is spliced from 11 exons. The record is from RefSeq and is a predicted model, not a curated record. The coding region runs from base 559 to 2181 and encodes 540 amino acids. Gene Ontology annotation, molecular function: calcium ion binding; ATP transmembrane transporter activity. NCBI's taxonomy places the organism in Eukaryota, Metazoa, Chordata, Actinopteri, Anguilliformes, Anguillidae. Gene Ontology annotation, biological process: transmembrane transport.